This is a messenger RNA of Octopus sinensis (East Asian common octopus), 2596 nucleotides long. Its product is annotated as zinc finger protein 37 homolog. Lineage: Eukaryota; Metazoa; Mollusca; Cephalopoda; Octopoda; Octopodidae. Gene Ontology annotation, cellular component: nucleus. The transcript is spliced from 9 exons. The record is from RefSeq and is a predicted model, not a curated record. The coding region runs from base 40 to 2073 and encodes 677 amino acids.
GGCUUAGCAGACGAGACGCCGAAAUUACAAGUGAGAAAAAUGGCGACAGGAAAGCUGAAAGGAAAACCUUGGAAAAAGUCGAGAAGAGGGACCGGAAUCAAAGGAAUCUAUGAACCAUGUAAUACUGAAAGAAUAGAUGAAAGGAUGAAUGGAUCAGUUAUUGAACAGACAACAUACAUGUCUUUAGAUGUUUUAGCUCAAGUUGCUGCAGAUACUUUGCAGAAUAGUGAAAAGCUUCAAUCAAAAAUUGCAACUAAAAAGAUGUCAAAACGCAGCAUCCAGUGCCUUGAUAUAUUAAACCUUGAGCAGAUCCAAAUGUUGUCUGAAAAAUCUUUGCUUAAUUUCUUCUCUGAGAUGACAUGCAAUGAAAUGACAAGGAACUUUACUUACCAAUGUUUCUUAAUACCAGACAAGUGCUGUGAGAAGUUUACCAGUUUCGGUAAUGAGGCCAAAGCAAAGCUGCAGAUUAGACAACAUUUGGCUGAUCAUAUUCAACAACUUUUGGACGAAGCUAAUGAUACUGAAAGGAAGUAUAGAUUUAUUUUCACUGCUGAACCAGUCCAUGUUCGACAACGGAGACUAUCAGAAAUGGAUAAAAUGAAGAAAAGAAAAUCAGUGUGUGUAAAUAGUAGCCCUCUAAAUCGAAAUAAUCAACAGAGGACACGGCCAUUGCGGAAAACAUUCACCAGUUUAAAGGCUUCCAAAGAAACCCAUUGUGAGAACAAAGUUCCAGUUGAGAAUCCAAAUAUUUGUGACAUUGAUCAAGCACAGAUCUUACCAAGGUGUACUAGAUCUUGGAAGAAACGUAAAGUCUCAGCUGAAAAGAGUGCUGUACCCAACCAAAAUGGUUCCUGUUCUCAAAGAACUACCACCCAGAAACAAUCGUAUCCUAGGAAACAAUUAAAGAAUAAAAAUCCACCCAAGUGCAACAAACCAAAUGCUGUUACCCCACUUUUGAAGUCUCCAAACAAGAUGGAUGUCCCAGCUGAAGAGGAGAACAACAGAACUUCAUUUCCCCAUAUAGAUGAGGAUCCACUUCCCAAAGAUGCUGCAAAAAGAAUUGAAGAAAAUGAACUUUUUAUUGUGGAUCUAUUAAACAGGACACAGCCCUAUCUUGACCAUUGCUACACAACUAUUUUUGGUAAAAAACGUGGAAUCGAAACUUUUCAUCAGCGUCUGGAUGCUGAUGAAUGUAACAAUAACAACAACAUCGACAAUAAAGAAAGGGUUGACUCAGCUGAAAGUGAUAAAGAAGUGGUUCCAAUACUUGAGUUAAGCUUGUGUAAUGCUGGAGAUGUUCCAGAAGUGUCUGUGGAAGAAAUUGUUGAUUGUCCAGAGAUUUUAUUAGCAAGUGAAGAUUCAUUGGGACAUUGUGGACUAAAACCUUAUCCACCAAUGCCAAAAUCAGCUUUAGCAAAGAAGGGGAAAAUUCAAGUGCCUGAAGAAGAGGAAUCAUUUAGUGAAGGUGAAAGGAACCUGGAAGAAUCCAAUGGAAGAAAAAGUGAGGAUAAUGAAAAUGUCAUUGAUGAUUUAGAGAGAAAAACUGCUUUACAUUGCAUCCGAGAACUAAAAGCCCGAAAGAAAGAUGAGAAAAUUUCCCUUACUUGCCAAAUUUGUUUGAACAAAACUUUUACAGCUAGUGCAACACUAAUGUAUCACUAUCGCAGUCAUGCUGGGAUCAAACCUUUUGUGUGCCUUCUAUGCAGAACAUCAUUUACCAGACAACACAGUCUCAAUUAUCAUAUGCUAAUUCAUAAUGACCAAAGUCGAUUCACAUGUAAAGACUGUGGGAGAAAAUUUAGACAUCCGAGCCAUUUUAAGGAACACCUACGGCGGCAUACAGGAGAAACUCCUUUUGAAUGCAAAGACUGUCCUCAAAAAUUCAAAACCCGUAAUACAUAUAAAAGACAUUUGAAAACACGACAUGGGAAAUUGCUAACUGCAACAGGCAUCCAUGUGUUAUCCAAAGAAGAGUUUAUGAAGGUAAGGACCAAACCAUACAAAAAGUAUCAAGGUGUAAAAGACACAGAAGCAGUUGUAGACCAGGUAAACGUUGGAUUAAAUGAAUCAUGAUUGGUUGGUCCUUAUCUGGAAUCCUUGCUGAUAGCAACAUAAAACACUGCUUCACUAUUUUCAUCAACAUCUGCUAUUGUAGUUAAUUCAGCAGAGAUGAAGCAUGGUCUUCUUCCCUACUACAAAGCAUAUCAGUAGGUACAGCAUUACAAACAAAGAUGUGGUCAUUUGUAAAAUGUGUAUUGGCUACAGAAUACUUAACUGUAUCAGUUUGCAAUAUAGGACUUAUUAAUACAUCAGGAAAAUGGCCUUUGUGGUGGACUCUAAUUCUAUAAAACACAGAAUCUCUUGUACAAUUAUUUAAUUGGAUCUUGUCUGAUUGAUUCUUAUCUGGAAUGUAUUUGAAAUGUGAAUUGAUUCAGAUACCAUGUAAAAUACUGAGAAGUUUAGAAUUAUGUGAAGAAAACGAUUCUCCUUCAUGGUUGAGUGAUUAACAAUUCCAGCAAAUAAUAAAUGGAUCUACAGAGUCUUUGAAGCCAUUACCAUGGAAAUUUAUCAAAUAAUAGGGAUGGGGACCAGAAAA